UAAAAUAAUACGCCAAAAGUGUGCAGUGUAGUGAAAAUAUAAAAAGUUUUACUGUAGUUAUUGGAACAAUGUACGAAAAAUUUAUUCAAAUUAAAAACAAAUCCAAGUUGGUUAGUUAAAUGAGUCCAUUUUGGAAAUAUUUAGAUUUAUUUGGAGCCUGUUAAGAUAAAGUUUAGCUAUGGAUGACAAAACAAUUUUAAAGCAAUUGGCUGAACAAAAGCUAAAAGCUUUUGCAGUCGGUAAUAUGGGUAAACGUGCCUUGACCAAACGUGAACUUGAAGAACUUCGUAAGAAGGAGGAAGAUGAAGCUGCGGCCUUUGCAUUCCAAGAGUUUGUUAGUACAUUUCAAGAUACGCCAUCAAAUUCUAAUCGAAUUUGGGUAAAAGCGGGUACUUACGAUGCUGGAGCUAGACGUGAGGAUACCAAAGAAAAAGGUAAAUUAUACAAACCACAAUCUCGGCUAUCCUCAAAUAAUGAAAAUUUAUCAUCGGCCGAAAAAGCACAAGAGUAUGCUCGAUUGUUAGCUGGUGACGUGAAACCAGAACGGUUAGGGAAAAAGAAAGAAAAUAAUAAGAAAAAGAGUAAUUUAGAAUUAUUUAAAGAGGAAUUAAAACAAAUUCAAGAAGAGCGUGAAGAACGACAUAAAUAUAAAGGACUGGUUAAAAUACCGUUAGAACCGGAUAUUGUUGAUUUAAAUCAAAAACAGGAUAUGGGCUCAUUCGAUAAUGGAGAUCCAAAUACAACUAAUUUAUAUUUGGGAAAUUUAAAUCCAAAAAUAACGGAAACGCAAUUAAUGGAAUUAUUUGGUAAAUAUGGUCCAUUAGCGAGCAUCAAAAUAAUGUGGCCACGAUCAGAAGAAGAAAAAGCUCGAGGUCGUAACUGUGGAUUUGUUGCAUUUAUGAAUCGUAAAGAUGGUGAACGCGCUUUGCGUAAUUUAAACGGUAAAGAUGUUAUGGGGUAUGAAAUGAAGUUAGGUUGGGGAAAAUGUGUUCCAAUCCCACCACAUCCAAUUUAUAUACCUCCCUCACUCCAGGAACUAUCAAUGCCACCUCCAACAUCUGGAUUACCAUUUAAUGCACAGCCAAUUGAAACAGAUGCUCUCAAAGAUUUGGACAAAAAUGAUUCAACGUUGUUGGAUAAGAUUUUAUCUCAAUCGAUUGUGAAGGUUGUGGUGCCUACAGAUAGAAAUGUGGUAGCCCUAAUUCAUAGAACGAUCGAAUUUGUAAUUCGUGAAGGUCCUUUAUUUGAGGCAAUUAUUAUGAAUCGAGAAAUCAAUAAUCCAAUGUUUAGGUUUUUAUUCGACAAUCAAAGUCAUCAGCAUACGUAUUAUCGUUGGAAGUUAUUUUCAAUGAUGCAAGGAGAUACCCCAAAAGAAUGGCGAACUGAGGAUUUUCGAAUGUUUGAAGGCGGUUCGAUUUGGAGGCCACCACCAAUGAACAUUUAUACUCAAGGCAUGCCAGACAGUUUGAUCGUGGAUGAAGAUUUACGUGAACCAUCAAAGGGAGCCUUAUCGGUUGCACAACGUGAUCGUCUAGAAGAAUUAUUACGUAAUUUAACACCAGAUCGCAUGAAGAUUGCUGAAGCCAUGGUAUUUGCUAUGGAGCACAGUGAAGCUGCGGAUGAAAUCUGUAGUUGUAUUGCGGAAUCUUUAUCAAAUGUAGAAACUUUAAUUCAUAAAAAAUUAGCACGAAUCUAUCUUGUAUCAGAUAUAUUACAUAAUUGUACAGCUAAAAUUAAUAAUGCGUCAUACUAUCGACGAGCGUUAGAAAUUCGAUUGAAUGAUAUUAUAAAGAAUGCAAAUAUUGCGCAUUCGGCACAAGACAGUCGAUUAAAAGCCGAAGGCUUUAAAGUGCGAGUUGAACGAGUGUUAGAAGCAUGGAAAGAUUGGUCGGUGUAUCCUCGUGAGUUGAUUGAAAAUUUAGAAAAUAUUUUCCAUGGAAUUGACACGGGUGCCGCUUAUAACUAUAAGGCAACACUUUCAAAAGAAGAAUCGGAUGACAUAUACGCUCGGAUACAACAAAAUGAGGAAGAUAGUGACGAUGGAAUUCCAUUAGAUGAGGAUGCCGAUGGCGAAGCUGUACCAUUUGAUGGAGCUGCGCUAUUAAAAGGUGCAAUUCGUCAUGGAAAUCCACCUAAAGUUGAAUCCUAUUCGAAAUUCAAUGAUUUUAAUAAUGAUUCUCCUAAUGAAGAUGCAGACGGAAUGCCUUUAACACCACCGUCAAAUGAGGAAAAAACUGCUACACCCAUGUUUGUUCCAUCUCGUUGGGAAACUGUUGAUCCAGAACAGGUGGAAGCGCAAGCAAUGACAACUAGUAAAUGGGAUCAAUUAGAGCCAACAUCUCUUGAUGGCGAAGAAGUGAAUGACAGUGAUUCAAGUGGGGAAGCAAUGAACUCACAAAAAAUGAAUUUUGAUAUGAAUGAUUCCAAAAUGAGCGAAGAACGUCGCAGAAAGUUACGUGAAGUGGAGCUAAAAGCGAUGCAGUAUCAAGAUGAAUUGGAAGCAGGACAUCGUACGUUGAAAAGUGGUUGGACCGUUACCCAGCAAGUGGAGCACUAUCGUCGAAAAUUACUUCGCAAAAUGGAUAAAAAACUCGCUGAUAGCAAAGAAAAAGCGAAAGACAGAGACUCUCCAAAUUUAGAUCGUUCGAACAAAUCACGACACAGUUUGGAUAUGGGCAGUUCGAGAUCGGAUCGUUCUAAGCGGAGUUUAACACCAGAUACAGAGUAUUCCGGCAGUUGCCGAAAAUAUAAAAAAAAGUCGCGCAGUUCAUCACGAAGCAUCUCACCAGCUAAAUUAAGAAGUAACAGAUCAUCUCGAAGUGCUACUCCCAUAGACCGUAAAUCUCGUUCACGUCGUUCAAGAUCACUUGGGAGAGAAGAAUCAUUAUCUCCCCCAACGCCACCACGUAUCAACAAGAAAUCACCAAGUCGAAGACGGCGAGCAGCUGAAUCACCAUCGUGGACUGGGACUGGUAGUAAUAGUGCUCGUUCACGUUGUAGCCCUUCCCCACAUUCCGCUCGAUAUCUAUCACCUGUGAACUCUAAAUAUAUGUUAACUAGUCCAUCACCGCCCCCAGUACGUGGUUCAUCGUCGCGACGAUCAAAUCGUCAUGUGGAUUCACCAGGUACCCCACCACGUAUAAGUGCUUCAUCAUCGUCGAAAAGUAGUCGACGACGUGGCUCAUAUUCACCGAACUCAAAACGUUUAUCUCCAACAUUAUCGACAAAAAGUAAACAUAGUAGAAGAACUUUAACGCCGUCGCCACCACGUAAAUCGAAACGGGCUCGGUCGCGUAGUAUUUCGCCAGUGGACUCAAACAGUCAAAGACGUCAUAAACAUCGCUACUAGUUCUUUUUGUUUAUUUUUUUAAAUUUCAGUGUAUAAUUUUUAAGCUUAAGACGUAUAUUUUUUUUUUUUGUUUGUUUCAUCAGCCAAUGUAAAUUAAAUUUUUUUUAUUGAUAAUGUUAGGCGAUCACACUUUUAUAAAUACGAAAUUUUAGUAAAUAAUCUCUGAAUCACUUGAUAGUCUAAUAAUUUGGAAGGACUUAACACCAUCUCCUGCAUUUCGGAUUUUUUACUGAAUAGUCUAGUCAACAAGUUUAAAUUGGGAAUAUAGAGAUAAGGGUCGUACAAAUACGUGUGAUAGCUCGUUGGAUUCGGAAUGAUGUCUAGAAAAAUGCUUCCGGUAUGUUUCUAGACAUCAUUCAGAAUCCAUCGAGCUAUCACACGUAUUUUUACGCCCCGUAUCUCUAUGUUUCAUCAAUUUGUACUUGUUGACUAGACUAUGAAUUGUUUAUGAUGUUGGUAAACUUGUAAAUAUUAAAAAAAACCGCGAAAUUCUCUAGUUGUCGCAACCCUUUAGACUGAUCACUUUUUUCGUAUCACACCCAUUACUCUUGUGAUGACAGAAAAUCUCACGCUAUUGUGCAAGCGCCAAGAACGAAAAUUCAAACUCUGUUUACAAUUGGUUUUUAAGUUACAUAUGUUUACGUGUGGAAACACAUUAAUCCAUAUGAAUAAGUAGUAUAUUCAAUCGUUCUGAAAGGUUAAUAUUGCCAAACAAGCAAAAUAAAUUUGAAACCAGAACCGGCGCAAAGAUAAAAAAAUUUCUAAAAUACAAAUAAUGGAAUUUCGUGAUUUAAAAAAUUUUGGGCAAUCUUGUGGUCGGUAUUCGAGGUGGAAAACUUUGGUUAUUUGUUUACCCAUCAUAAAUAACUCAGAUAAAAGUCAGAAUUAGCCGGACUAACGCAAUGAUAUCUUACGAUUAUUGAAUUACUAUGCGAUGCACCCAUUUUUUUUUCCUCAAAAAAUUAUAAAUAUUUAAAAAAUCGUUAACUUAAACUGUGAUUUAAAAAAAUAUAGUUAAGGAUUCUAAUGGAUUCGCCCAACAAAAUUCUAUUUCUUGUGGGACGAAUCCAUUUUCAAUAAAAAUUUAAUUCACAUUUUUUUGCUACGCCAUUCGACUUAUUUUUUUCUACAUUUCGUUUUUUUUAAAGAAAGCAUGCUUUGAAAUAUGUGUUUUUUCGACAUAAACCUUCACGGACGUGAAUCAAUUAAAAAACCGAACAAAAUGUACAGAGUGAUCGAAAAGUACUGAGACAGAAGAAUAAAAAUUAUGAUAAAAAGUUGUAGUAGGGAGUGAUCUUGGAUAACUUAACUAUCAAGAUCAUUUAAAAGUAAUCUAAAGAUUGAAAAUUAUGGAGAAGUCUGGGAAUUUUAGUAUCGGUCAGGGGGAAUGAAAAAAAAAUAUAUUUAAGAGCUGCGACAUGGAAGUAUAACGCAAGUUACACUUCCAUGGCAUUUAGAUCCGCAAAAAACUUUUUAAAACAAAAACAUCUAUUAUUUAGGGAUCCCAGGCCAUCAACAUGUUACUGACUUGCUUGUCACAGCCUCUCUCAAAGAAAUUGCAGUGAAAACCAGUUUUUAAAAGUACCAUAAUAAUUAGUUCCAAGCUUUUGUCACUAAACUCUUCCAUUGUACUUUUUUUAUGCGUAAUCGCAAUCAAACUGUGAUAAAAUCUAACAACAUAUUGACAUUGUGUGGGUUUGAGCGCCAAGUAGCAGAAAGUGGAACUAAAUUUAAAUCACUAGGCUACGCAAGUUGAUCCCUUUUAAAUGAUCUUAAAAGUCGAGCUAAAAAUCAAAUACACACAAUUUCUUUAACUCCACAACUUUUUUAUAAAAAUUAUUUUCUUAAAUCGUCGAGUUCUUCCCCUGUAUCAGUACUUUUCUACCAGCUUGUAUAAAGAAAAAUAUAGAAGUUAUAUUAUUUAAUUUCGCGUGCCAAUUUUCAUUUUGUAAUAGUAACAGUUAUAAAAAAAAAUUUUCCCGUUUGGUAGAAGACUUUAAAAUAAUGGCUUAUUAUUUUUACAAAAAAAAAUUAUUUAGGAGUCAGUAAGUCUGUCAUUACUCAAACUUUGCGCAUUUGCACAAAUCAUUCCAAGUGCGUAUCGAAUCAAAUAGUUUCAAAUAGUUCAUCAUAGAUUUCUUAUUCCAAGAUUAAAAUUCGUUAGUUAAAUUUUUAAAGCUAUUCCCCAUACGAUACGAAUAACAAGGUAGAUCAUUUAUGCAAAACUAUUUAUUCUGUCUGUCUUCCAAUUAGUCUUAGAAACCACGCGUACACGCCCAGAGUAAUUCAAGGAGAGACAUUUGCGGCUCUUUUGACUUUUAAAAUUCUUCUGAUUCCGUAAAGGGUGUGGUAUUUUGAAGGAGGAGUACAAAAAAUGAAAUAAUUUCAGAAUCGUCUUAAGAUUCUUCCCACCCGUAGAUUAGAAGCGUUACUUAAAAAUCAUUCUUUUCCCAGGAAAAGUCGUCUGAAAAAAUAAACUGGAACACAAAAGAGUCAGAUUUGAGUGAACUAACUCAAUCUUUUGGUGUUUCAGUUUGUCUUUCAGUCGUCAAAAGUCAAAAUGAACCACAAAAGAGUUCCGUUGGGGAACACAAUUCAACCGAGCUAUCAUUUUUUUCUCGGAGGUCGAUGAUAAAGAUUUUUGUGACCUGUAAUAGAAUAUGCGCAUUGACAUACCUUGUUCUUUAUAUCAUGCCUCUUAACCAUUACUGCCCCCCCCCUUUUUCGCUAUCACCCCCCUCAAAAUUAGACGAUAUAUUUUACAGGUGACUAUUAAUUCCUACAAAAAAUUGUAUGUAUAUAAUUUAAGUCUCAAAAGAAAAAUUUUUGGACAUUUUUAUUUUGUUAUAUUUAAUUUCGAGAUUCA
Messenger RNA from Chrysoperla carnea, 6215 nucleotides. RefSeq names its product U2 snRNP-associated SURP motif-containing protein. The coding region runs from base 179 to 3349 and encodes 1056 amino acids. The record is from RefSeq and is a predicted model, not a curated record. Gene Ontology annotation, cellular component: nucleus. The transcript has 19 exons. Lineage: Eukaryota; Metazoa; Arthropoda; Insecta; Neuroptera; Chrysopidae. Gene Ontology annotation, molecular function: RNA binding. Gene Ontology annotation, biological process: RNA processing.